AUGAAGGUCCUGCUGACACUGGCCGUGCUGUGUGCCUGCAGUGUGCUCACAGCUCGUGGGAAGGCUCCGCGCAUGUUCACACCAGGGCUCGAGGGGAGCACCGUAGGAAACCUGACCCACGGCUGACACGGCUGCUACACGGGAUGGGGCAGCGGCGGCACGACCAGGGCUUCAACUGACCGGUGCUGCCGGCUCCGCGCCUGCUGCUACGCCCGGCUGGCGGCAAGGCCCUGCCGCGUGAGACCAUCUCCCUCCUUUAUAGUACCUCUUUUUGGGGCAGCACCCCAGGGAUCUUCCCAAAAAGAUCUCAGACACAUUUUCUCUCCGAUCCCUGCAGGAUCCGGGACGCGGUGCCAGCGUGGUGCCUGCCGAUGCGAGCGGCGGGCAGCCUGGCUCUGCCAGAUGCGCAGCCGGGGGCUGCGUCGGUGCCGGGGACGAGCCGGGCGGUGUUGA
Molecule: messenger RNA, 453 nt
Organism: Pterocles gutturalis (yellow-throated sandgrouse)
Lineage: Eukaryota; Metazoa; Chordata; Aves; Pterocliformes; Pteroclidae
Gene: PLA2G2A
Product: phospholipase A2, group IIA (platelets, synovial fluid)
Exons: 4
Biological process (GO): phospholipid metabolic process; arachidonate secretion
Molecular function (GO): A2-type glycerophospholipase activity
Source: RefSeq, a predicted model, not a curated record